UCUCGAUUUUGUAUUAAGUUGUCAAUAAAAAUUCGCGUUGCGUUUGACGAAGUGAUCGCCAAGUGAAGAAAAUGUCAUUGUGGAGAAAAGUGGCUUUGAAAUCUUUGGACUUUAGAAAAAAAUUACUUUUGACUGUUCGAAUAUACAAUCAUGAAGCAAUUAGCCAGAAAGAACUUAUUUGGAAAAAAAUUGAAAAUCAAGAAAUCGUCAGAUUUGGUCUGACUUGUCAACCUUCUCAAGCUUUAAGAGAAAAGGAAAAAGGGGACUGGAACAAUCUCACAAUAGAUGAAAAAAUGUGUUUAUACCGGGACAGUUUCAGCAACACUUCUGCAGAAGUGGUGGAACCAACCCCCGAGUGGAAAUCGGUCAUGGCAUGGACCAUAUUUUUAUCAUCCUUAGGUAUUUGGCUAUAUAUAUUCAUCAGGCUGCUACUCGAAAGGGGAAAUUCACCGUCAAUGUUCGACAAACGGCGCAGGGUGGACAGUGUCGAUCAAUAUUAUCGAGCAAUAGAGGUAUUAAUGAAAAAAGAAGCUGUUCAAAAAGAAGCUAGAGAAUAAAUAUGACAAUUAAUACUUAUGUAAUUUUAUAAAAAUUAGCAAUUUUGCCAUAUAAAUUACCAUGAAAAAAGACAUGACCAUAAUGCUACUAUAUCAAGCACCUAAAAUGGUUAUAGGUUUAUUACUCCUAUUGAUUUUUUGAACACAUGAAAAUCUCUCUUUCAAGCCAGGGUGAUAUUUGCAUAUAUGAAUAAAACAUUUCUAACUUUUUUGAAAUUACUUGCAAUCCAACACCCUUAACUUUCAAGUGACAACAAAAUCAAUAGGAGUGAUAAAACCAACAUUUCUAGCGAUGUCAAUUUUCGGUUUAUGGUCAUUUCUUGAACAGAAUUAUUAUCAAUUGU
Molecule: messenger RNA, 901 nt
Organism: Belonocnema kinseyi
Lineage: Eukaryota; Metazoa; Arthropoda; Insecta; Hymenoptera; Cynipidae
Product: cytochrome c oxidase subunit 4 isoform 1, mitochondrial-like
Exons: 3
Coding region: 72-557 (161 amino acids)
Biological process (GO): mitochondrial electron transport, cytochrome c to oxygen
Source: RefSeq, a predicted model, not a curated record